Sapajus apella (tufted capuchin) is the source of this 729-nucleotide messenger RNA. Its product is annotated as putative heat shock protein HSP 90-beta-3. Gene Ontology annotation, biological process: protein folding; cellular response to heat; protein stabilization. The record is from RefSeq and is a predicted model, not a curated record. Gene Ontology annotation, cellular component: protein-containing complex; perinuclear region of cytoplasm; plasma membrane. NCBI's taxonomy places the organism in Eukaryota, Metazoa, Chordata, Mammalia, Primates, Cebidae. Bases 1 to 729 code for a protein of 242 amino acids. The transcript is spliced from 3 exons. Gene Ontology annotation, molecular function: ATP binding; disordered domain specific binding; ATP-dependent protein folding chaperone.
AUGGAUGUCCUACAGGGAGAAGAGAUGAAUGAUAAUGAAGAUGACAAGCACUGGCAUCACCACGAGUCUUGGGGAAAGGGAAAUGCAAAUGAGAGAUGCAGACAUAGUCAGCAGGCACAAAGUGGUACAAAGGCAGAAAUCACGGAGAGCAAAAGCAAAAAACAGAAGUCACGAUGCACUAAAUUUCAUAAGGAGCCAAAGACUUCAGACAAAUACUGUGUGCAGCAGCUCAAGGAGUUUGAUGGAAAGAGCUUGGUCUCAGUUACUAAGGAUGGUCUGGAGCUCCCUGAGGAUGAGGAGGAGAAGAAAAUGGAAGAGAGCAAGGCAAAAUUUGAUAAUCUCUGCAAGCUCAUGAAAGAAAUCUUUGAUAAGAAGGUUGAGAAGGUGACAAUCUCCAAUAGGCUUGUGUCUUCACCCUACUGCAUUGUGACCAGCACCUACAGCAGGACAGCCAAUAUGGAGUGGAUCAUGAAAGCCCAGGCACUUCGGCACAACUCCACCAUGGAGGCCAAAAAGCAUCCGGAGAUCAACCCCGACCACCUCAUUGUGGAGACACUGCGGCAGAAGACUGAGGCAGACAAGAAUGACAAGGCAGUCAAGGACUUGGUGGUGCUGCUGUUUGAAACUGAUCCUCUGUUUUUAACUACCACACAGAUGGCACUGCACCAUGCUGUGUGCUCAGCAGCCUAUAGACUCCUGUCUUCAGAAGUGAUCAGUUGCCUAACAUAA